AUGGAUUUGAUCGGCAGGUCCAUACCUGGCACAAUUGUGUCGACCGAGGGUACGCCUCCUGUGUCCGUAACCGCAACUGAUUCGGACGGCAAGAUGGCUGGGUCAGGGUUCAUGACCUUCGCAAAGACUAUCCUCUUACCGAUGUUCAUAUCCGCCAUCCUCUAUCUCUUGAUUUUCCACGCCCUAUUACCAUUAUAUCGCCGACACCGGGCCCGCUACUCACAAUACCUUCCCCUACAAUCCACCUCUCUGUCUUCCCAUCUCCCUGAAUCUCUUCAGCCUUCAUCAUUACGAGAUCGCCUCUCGACUCUAAUCCUACGCCUCUUCCUCCCCUCGACGUGGGCAUUCCGCAAUCGCUAUAUCCGCCGUAAUAGUGUCGUCAGCGCCGAUGGGGAGCUCUUUGAUGAAGAAUCUGGGGAAGCUAUGGUUGGCUUCGACGUUCAGGACCGAACCCGACGGCGAGAUGGCAUGGAACGACAAGUUUCGAAUAUGAAUGCUGCAAGCAGGACUGUGAGUGGUGUUGAGGAUGCUGGGUCCGACUCUAACCGUCGGCUGAGUCGUGAAUUGGAGGAAGGAUUUCGUGACGACAGUGAGGACGAAGGAGACGAGCAUGAAGUUGUGGCGGGAAGACGAAGCUUGAGUGCUCAGAGAUGA
Messenger RNA from Rhinocladiella mackenziei CBS 650.93, 654 nucleotides. RefSeq lists its product as uncharacterized. The record is from RefSeq and is a predicted model, not a curated record. NCBI's taxonomy places the organism in Eukaryota, Fungi, Ascomycota, Eurotiomycetes, Chaetothyriales, Herpotrichiellaceae. Bases 1 to 654 code for a protein of 217 amino acids. The transcript has 2 exons.